AUGCCUACGACAAAUGCACCACAGUCUCUGGCACAAGUAGACACGAACUACGAAAGCGUAGAGAACACUCCUUUGAACAGCAUCGGUAAUGAGCAAUUAUCUUUAACCGAGUCGGAUGUGGAAUCUCCAACGCGAUCAUUGCCUGUAAAUGAACCAAAGGUCAAAAAUAACCAAAUGACAGACCAUCAAGCACAAUUGAAGAGAUAUCGUUAUCUCUUAGGGCAAACCGAAUUGUUUGCACAUUUUUUGAACCUUAAACCUAAAAAGGACAAUGCUCUUCAAGAAGUAAUGGAAGAGAACGGUCAUAACGAGUCUAAAGAAAGCGGCGCUAGACGUCGUCGUAAGACUGAAAAGGAAGAGGAUGAGGAAAUCUUGAAUGAAGAUUUCAGUGAGGAUGCUGAAGAAACCACUGUUUUCACUGAAUCACCAGCAUUUGUGACUGGAGGUGUUCUCCGAGAUUAUCAAGUUCAGGGAUUGAAUUGGAUGAUUUCUCUAUUUGAGAAUGGCAUCAAUGGUAUCCUGGCAGAUGAGAUGGGACUUGGAAAAACACUUCAAACAAUCUCAUUUUUGGGUUAUCUUAAACAUUUAAGAAACAUCCCUGGUCCCCAUCUUGUGGUUGUGCCAAAAUCAACCUUACAUAAUUGGAAGAGUGAAUUUGCAAAAUGGAUCCCUAGCUUUAAUGCAUUUAUUUUUCACGGUAACAAGGAAACAAGAGCAGAUCUCAUAAAGACAAAGCUUGUACCACUCGAUUUUGAAGUGUGCAUCACGUCGUACGAAGUUUGUUUGUCAGAGAAAUCACAGUUUAAGAAAAUGGCAUGGCAAUAUAUUGUGAUCGACGAAGCCCAUCGUAUCAAGAACGAAAAUUCGAUGCUUUCACAAAUCGUUCGCGAGUUUAAUUCACGUAACAGAAUGUUGAUUACAGGAACACCACUACAGAACAACUUGCAUGAAUUGUGGGCUCUGUUGAAUUUCCUUUUACCAGACGUAUUCAGUUCUUCAGAUGCAUUUGAUCAAUGGUUUGAGAAUCAGGGUACUGAUCAAAAAAAGGUUGUCGAACAACUUCAUAAAGUGCUGAGACCUUUCUUGCUCAGACGCAUCAAGUCCGAUGUGGAGAAAUCCUUACUUCCAAAAAAAGAAAUUAAUAUCUAUGUAAAAAUGAGCCCUAUGCAGCGCAAAUGGUACCAGAAGAUUCUUGAAAAAGAUAUCGAUGCUAUUAAUGGCAAGUAUAAGUCUAUACACACAAUUAAUUCCUGUGUUUUGGGUGGGGGUAAACGUGAAGGAAGAACGAGACUUCAGAAUAUUGUUAUGCAGCUAAGAAAGUGCUGUAAUCACCCCUACCUCUUUGAUGGUGCUGAACCAGGGCCUCCAUUUACUACUGAUAAACAUUUGGUUGAUAAUGCUGGAAAAAUGGUAGUAUUAGACAGACUUUUGACCCGUAUGAAGGCACAGGGAUCUCGUGUUCUUAUCUUCAGUCAAAUGAGCCGUGUGCUGGAUAUCCUUGAGGAUUAUUGCUGGUGGCGCAAUUACAAAUAUUGCCGAAUCGAUGGCCAGACUAGCCACGAAGAUCGAAUAGAUGCAAUUGAUGAAUACAACAAGCCUGACAGCGAGAAAUUCAUCUUCUUGUUGACAACUCGUGCUGGCGGCUUGGGUAUCAAUCUCACCAGUGCCGACAUCGUUAUUAUGUAUGACAGUGAUUGGAACCCACAAGUUGAUCUGCAGGCUAUGGAUCGCGCUCAUCGUAUCGGCCAAACCAAACAGGUUUAUGUUUUCCGUCUAGUGACAGAAAAUGCAAUCGAGGAAAAGGUUUUAGAAAGAGCAGCACAGAAAUUGAGAUUGGACCAACUUGUCAUCCAGCAAGGGCGCAUGCAGCACCAUCAAAAGGCGGCUUCAAAAGAAGAACUGUUGACGAUGAUCCAACAUGGAGCCGAAAGCAUUUUUAAGGAUGAUACGAACAAUACUCAAGAAGAUGACGAUAUUGAAGAUAUUCUGCGUCGAGGAGAAGAAAAGACAGCCGAAUUGACCAAAAAGUAUUCAAAUCUCAACAUUGAUGACCUAAAAAACUUUUCUUCCGAAAGUGCUUACAAAUGGAAUGGUGAAGAUUGGAGUAGCAAACGCAAAGCAGACAACAUUGGACUUUCAUGGUUAGGACCUUCAAAAAGAGAACGUAAGGCCAAUUAUGCGGUUGAUGACUAUUACAAGGAAGCUCUCCGUACCUCUGCGAAAUCUCAAUCUACAAGAGCACCACGAUCAAAACGUUUUGCAGUGGAGGAUUACCAGUUCUUUCCACCUCGUCUAUCAGAACUUAAUGAAAAGGAUACCUUGUACCUUAAAAAAUCUGUAGGAUACAAAGUACCUCCAGUGAGUGAAGGAUUGAGUCCAAAGGAAACCAAGGCAUUAGAAAAAGAACGUGAAGAGGAGCAAAAGUUGAUAGAUCAAGCCCAGCCAUUGACAGCAAAGGAAGAGGAAGAGUGUAAGAAACUUCAUGCCAAGGGAUUUUCUCAAUGGACAAAGAAGGAUUUCUACAAUUUUGUCAAUGCUUCUGCAAAGUAUGGAAGAAAGAAUAUUGAAGCCAUUGCAAAUGAAGUUGAGGGAAAGACUUUGGACGAAGUAAAAAAAUAUUCCAAGGUAUUCUGGUCAAGAUACAAAGAAAUUGCAGACUAUGAGCGCCAUAUUUCCAAGAUCGAGAAGGGUGAAAGCGAAAUGGAGAAGCAACUGGAAAUUCAGAACCAAAUUUCAGAAAAGGUUGCUCUUUAUCGUCAACCUUUACAACAAAUGACCUUCAACUACACCCAGACGACUCGAGGAAAGAGCUACAAUGAGAAUGAAGACAGGUUCUUGAUUGUCAUGUUGGAUAAAUAUGGCUAUGGUACCGAGAAUGUUUAUGAUUACAUCAGGGCAGAAAUUAGACAGGCCCCUCAGUUCCGUUUCGAUUGGUUCUUAAAGUCAAGAACAUCGCAAGAAAUCCAAAGACGUUGCAACACUCUUAUCGGUCUUAUCCAAAAGGAAUUUGCCGAACGUGACGAACAAGCUCGUGAAGAAAAAAAAAAGAACAAGAAAAAGGCAGCAAGUAAGCCAGCUACUACAACCACCACACCUACAGUCACCACCGCCACUACUACUACAGCAACCACAGCAACAACCAAACCUAGACGCCGCUAA
Messenger RNA from Phycomyces blakesleeanus NRRL 1555(-), 3159 nucleotides. Its product is annotated as Homeodomain-like DNA binding domain-containing transcription factor. Gene Ontology annotation, biological process: nucleosome organization; regulation of transcription by RNA polymerase II. The record is from RefSeq and is a predicted model, not a curated record. NCBI's taxonomy places the organism in Eukaryota, Fungi, Mucoromycota, Mucoromycetes, Mucorales, Phycomycetaceae. Gene Ontology annotation, molecular function: ATP binding; DNA binding; ATP-dependent chromatin remodeler activity. The coding region runs from base 1 to 3159 and encodes 1052 amino acids. Gene Ontology annotation, cellular component: chromatin; nucleus. The transcript is spliced from 19 exons.